UCAGGGCUUUCCGAUGUGAAAUGGAUGAUAAUUAUGGUUUAUUUUUCCCAAGUCAUUCGAUGGUGUGCUACCAUGAACCUCGAAUACACGACCAUGAGCUGUAUUUUCAACUUCGGAAUCUCAAUCUUCUUUUAUUGCUUCCAAUUGCAAUUGGUGGAAUUCUUUGCAACGCGUGUGCUAUGGUCUCAUUAUAUAGACCACCAAAAAUUACAUCUGGAGUAUUUGUUUAUCUGAAAGCACUUCUUCUUUUGGAUCACGUGAUGCUCACCACCACCUUAGCAGCCGAAUUUUUCCCUCAGAUCUGUGAUCAACACCAUAUGAAAAAUCAUACAUUAUAUGGUCCAUGCAUGUUUGAGAGAAGAUUUUUAAAAUACACAAUGCCUAGAGUCGAAGUUACAAUACAUACACUGCACGUCUGGACAAUAGCCACACUUUCAGCUCAUCGUUAUUGGAAGAUAUCACGUCCAAUGAUUGCAAGACUUCAAGACACGGUUAGCAGAGCUCGGACAAUGUUGAUAGUAAUGUUUUGUCUGGUAAUGUUGUUCCGGCUGCCUAUUUUUGUAUUGGAACUUGAAUUCCGGUCACAUCCUCAAUUGAGAAUUACCAGAAGAAUAUCCACAACAGAGAUCCUUUCUACGUAUCGAUUUGUUUACCAUUCCAUCUUGGAUCCUCUCUUUUUCAACAUUGUCCCAUUUAUGUGGAUGUGCAUUUUUUCGCUGCUCACUCUUUAUGAAAUCUAUAAAAGUCGCCACAACACGUAUCAACAUUUGGCUUUUGAUCAUCCCAAGCAAACCAAUGUGACACAUCCAUUAGCAGGUUGCUUUCCAAAAAAAGCUGAACUAAUCCGGCAGAAACAAGAACUUCGAGCCACUUUCUCAAUUGUGGCUAUAAUCCUUUUGUACUUGUGCUUUCACUCGCUUAAGUUAUUUGCCGUUGUUCGAAAAUGGCAACUUUUGGUAAAAAGGGAAUGCCCAACGAGAAAAGACUACUACCAUUCACACCUCUCUGACGUUUUGAGUAUGAUUUCCGCAUCGGUGAACGCAUUCGUGUUCAUUGCGUUCACGAACCGACUAAAAAAGUAUAUACGACUGCUUUUACGGAAAACAUCACGGACUCUAUCCAACUCCAGUGAUCCGCCCAUGAGCCCGAAAACUGUGACGUCAUAUGAAAGUGGAUGCAACAACAAUUUUAAUAUUAACAUUUGAUAAUACUAAUGAUUUUGAAUGAUUUAAUGAGUAAUCCUGAUCUCAAAAAUGAUAUCUUUGUAUGUAAAUUUUUUAAGGAGUCUGCAUUUUUUCACAGCAAACACAUUUGCAUUUAUUCUUUGCUCUGAUUUCAAAUUCAAUUCGAAAAGUAGGAGAAAUCACUGAAACCCAAAGUAUUGGUGCAAAAAUAAGUACUUAUAACAAAGAAUACAUAGGAAAGUUUGGUUAAGUGUGAGUUUUUUUUGGUUAAGUGUGAGAAAGUUUGGUUAAGUGUGAGUUUUCAUAAAAAUUAGUAUUUAAAAAAUGAACCACAUAAUCCAAUUAUACAAAUUUUUUUGUUAGCUGUUCGUCUGCUUUUCAAUGAAUCUUC
Caenorhabditis elegans is the source of this 1575-nucleotide messenger RNA. It is a transcript of the gene C09F12.3, whose product is annotated as G-protein coupled receptors family 1 profile domain-containing protein. Gene Ontology annotation, biological process: signal transduction; G protein-coupled receptor signaling pathway. The transcript is spliced from 7 exons. Gene Ontology annotation, cellular component: membrane. Bases 21 to 1205 code for a protein of 394 amino acids. The record is from RefSeq and is marked reviewed. Gene Ontology annotation, molecular function: G protein-coupled receptor activity. Lineage: Eukaryota; Metazoa; Nematoda; Chromadorea; Rhabditida; Rhabditidae.